This is a messenger RNA of Penicillium roqueforti, 1392 nucleotides long. RefSeq lists its product as uncharacterized. NCBI's taxonomy places the organism in Eukaryota, Fungi, Ascomycota, Eurotiomycetes, Eurotiales, Aspergillaceae. The coding region runs from base 1 to 1392 and encodes 463 amino acids. The record is from RefSeq and is a predicted model, not a curated record. The transcript is spliced from 5 exons.
AUGCCUCCAAGGGCUACUCUCCCCCGGGCCGCAAAACUUGACGGCAAAAGUGCCCCCAAGAGGGUCAAUGCAAAACGCAAGAAAAGCUUGAAGGAAGAUGAAGGAGCUGCCCCGAAGAAGGCAAAAACAGAAACGGGAAUCCCGCAACUCCUAAACGAGGAACUUCUUGCAGCCGAUCUCAAGGUUGAUUACUCGAAGACCUGGAAGAAGCCUAGACAAGAAAUUCCCAAGAAACAGAAAUGGCCAAUGGUAAAAGAUGUCAUCACAGAGCUCGAAGACACGCCUAAAGGCUGGAACCCAGAGGAGCCUGAUCUGAUGCCCGACGACUUCAAAGCUCAGAUAGAAAGGUGUCGUGAGCGGAUCGCAGAGAAUAUCAUGCCUCAUGUUUAUCGGCAUAAAAUGAAAGAAUUCAUUGCAAAGCAGUCGCAACGCGAGAGACUGAUGGCUAGAGAGCCAGGUUUGAGUUGGCCCGAGGCACAGCGCGUAGAUGAUCUCAAAUUCACAUUGGAUCAACUCGCGGGGGAGAACGACGAGUACAAGAUGGUCAGUACGGUGAAAGCCAUCAUUGCAAGGUAUCGAUCCGGGGAAUUGAGUUGGAAUCCGGACCUUGUCACCUACUGGUAUUCUGGAGUCCAGCUCUGCUUGCCGAGACCUUUCCACUGGGAUGAAUACCGCUACGUCCAUGACAAGUACGAGGGACAUGUAGGAUUUUGGGUUGAAGGUAUUCUCGGGCCUGGGCCUAGCAUGAGCAAGGCUUCGAUGGUGAGGGUUGCCCUUCGGAUCCCGAAGGUUCCAGCGAUUGCAGUAAGAGAAGGAGAGAGAAAAAAGGAAAAAGGGGAAAAAGACCCAAAACCAUUAAGCAGGCCACCUUUCUUUGAUUUCCCAUUUAUGGAUGACACCGGGGCUACACAUAUGCUCCUAUUCGAAGACGACAUCAACGUUCUUCGGAAUCUGGAAGCAGAAAGUGGACCCGUAUACCCCUUGCCCCGAUGCAUGGGCGUCGGAGUUCUUUAUCUCGCAGAUGGGAACCGAGUCACCUCGAUAUUCCGAGAAAUAGAAGUCAACAUGUGGAGCUACGAUGAACGGAAAUGGAUGUCCCCGGACUGGCAAGCGAUAUCCGCUUGUGUUCAGAGUGGUCAAUCAACGCGUGCCGGCGCUGAUCGUCUGUUAGGGUCAUGGCUGCGGCACAGGUUCUAUACUGGAACUUGUCCGGAUCAGUCGUUGCGUCUUUGGGUUUUUGACUAUAACCCUGGGAUCCCACAGGGCCAGAGGACUCUUCCUACCGCGACACCGGCACAAUUGAACGCGCCCUACCCAGUUGCACGUGUUCGUCCGAUUGAUGACUUUCCUCAUCUUGACCCGAAUCUGGCGACAGGGCACAGUCUGUUCUAA